AUGAAGACCGAAUUUACAGAAAGAGAAUCUCGAAUAAUAAUGUCAUUGUGGGGUAACGUCAAAGCCGGAGCUGCAGCUGCUGCAAACAAGGCCGCUGACGCCACCAAACUUGCUGGUCACAAGACCAAGCUGAAGGCCGACCUUGUCUUUUGCGACCGCGAAACCAGCAAUUGUAAGAAGGCGUUCGGUGUCAGUAUGUACGAUCACAUUAGUCCGCUCUCGCAGACCGCCGAUUUCUACGCUGCGCACGACGAUUUGACGGAAAUCCUUCGCCCAUCCCUUAUUAUUGCGCAAAAGGAAAUCCAGGCUCUUGCUGCCAAACGGGUUAAGCUGAAAGAGGACCUAGCAGCCGCUGAAGCACGGCGGGCCGGAGCCUUUCCAACACCAGCCGAGACGGCAGGGCAGAAAGUACUCAAUUUUGGUAAGGCAUCAGCCAUGCACUCUAAUGAAACGAAAAUGAAGGCAGAAAUAUCCAUGCUGGACGCUCGCAUCAAAGGAUUCAAACAAGAUUUUGGACUCAGCCUCUUCACAAUCUUGGCAGAAGCAGAAGACACGCGCGGAUAUCUGCCUUCCGACAGGCAAGUCAGAAGCAUCUAUGACCAAACCCGACAGGACAUCAACAAGCUUCUAGCUAAAAAAGAAAAGAAAUCUGAAGAGCUAAAGGCCCUCAGUGGUGGUAAUUCUGAACUUUCCAGUCAUAGAAACAACUCGACGCAGCAGCAAAAGAACGGGGGCUUCUCCGAUAACUUACCAUCGAACGCCAACCAUACAGGCACACUUUCAAACAGUAAGGAUCCAGACCUUUUGAUGCUCUAG
Cylindrotheca closterium is the source of this 816-nucleotide messenger RNA. The record is from the annotation of a GenBank genome assembly. Lineage: Eukaryota; Bacillariophyta; Bacillariophyceae; Bacillariales; Bacillariaceae.